AUGACCACCACAGUUCAAUCCCCGUUCACCAUGGAGAACUCAAAUGCUUCUUCUUCUUCUUCUUCAAUAGUUCGCCUUAACAUCGGUGGGAAGAAGUUCUGCACGACUAUUGAUACCUUGACUCAGCGUGAUCCUGAGUCGAUGCUUGCGGCAAUGUUCAGUGGUCGCCACACAAUCUGUCAAGAUUCUGAGAAGGGUUAUGUGUUUGUUGAUAGGGACGGAAAACAUUUUCGGCACGUUUUGAACUGGCUGAGGGAUGGUGUGGUCCCCUCUCUGAAGGAUUCUGAGUAUUCAGAGCUUUUGCGAGAGGCUGAAUAUUACCAACUAAUUGGGUUGAUGGAUGAAAUCAAAGCAUCUUUGGUUAAGAGAAAGGAGGAUGAGGAGAUGGGUACAGAAUUGACAAGAAUUGAUAUCAUUAGAUGCAUACAGUCAGAGAGGGUCAGAUUUCGAGGAAUCAAUCUCUCCGGACUCGAUCUUUCUAAACUGGAUCUGUCAUAUGUGGACUUCAGUUAUGCCUGUUUAAAAAAUGUGUUCUUUUCACGUGCCAAUCUUCAAUGCGCAAAGUUCAGGGAUGUGGAUGCUGAGGCUUCCAUAUUUCACAAUGCAACUUUGCGAGAAUGUGAGUUCACUGGUGCUAAUCUUCGUGGAGCUCUUUUAGCUGGGGCUAAUCUCCAAAGUGCAAAUCUACAAGAUGCUUGUUUGGUGGACUGUAGCUUCUGUGGUGCAGACCUGCGUUCAGCUCACCUCCAGACUGCUGAUCUAACCAAUGCCAACUUGGAAGGAGCAAAUCUUGAAGGGGCCAAUCUGAAGGGAGCGAAGCUUGCUAAUGCAAAUCUGAAAGGUGCAAAUCUCCAGAGAGCUUAUCUGCGGCAUGUAAAUCUUCGUGAGACGGAUUUGGAAGGUGCUAAUCUCCAUGGUGCUAAUUUAUUAGGAGCCAUCAGGUGA
Molecule: messenger RNA, 945 nt
Organism: Striga hermonthica
Lineage: Eukaryota; Viridiplantae; Streptophyta; Magnoliopsida; Lamiales; Orobanchaceae
Source: the annotation of a GenBank genome assembly